Molecule: messenger RNA, 2305 nt
Organism: Nelumbo nucifera (sacred lotus)
Lineage: Eukaryota; Viridiplantae; Streptophyta; Magnoliopsida; Proteales; Nelumbonaceae
Product: N-acetyltransferase
Molecular function (GO): acyltransferase activity, transferring groups other than amino-acyl groups
Source: RefSeq, a predicted model, not a curated record
CCGUAAUUUGUGAACAGUCAUGGCGGGAAGAAGGCGCUGCAGAAGAAAGAGCUCUUCGUCUUCCUCACCCAUUCCGAUCGGGAACUGCAACGUCGAGAUUGAAGGAAGCGACUUCGUCUGCAAAUCGAGCAGAAACAAUCUCCAUAUCUCAGUUUCAGAUACCGUAAAAAUCAAAAUUUCAGUGGACAAUUCAAGAAAAUGCAUGGCAAAGAAGCACUGUAAUGAGCUUCAGCACCAGGAUUCUGAAGAAAGAGUGGAAAGAGAGGGAGGUUUCUCUAUGGGGAAUUACUUAUUCCUGCUCAUUAAUCCCAAAGAUAUUGAUAGUCGUAGCAAAUGCCUGCUGCAGGAAGUGCUAGGGAUUUACACGAAAGAACUACCGUCAAUGAAUUAUGCUGCAAAUACUGGAAAGGAAUCACUGUUCCUUGAAAAAUGUGUACUGAAUGGAAAAUACUGUACCUUGUUGUUGAAAUCAAAUUCUAGCGAAAGAUCUACUGAGGUGGUAGGUGCAAUAACUUAUCAAAUAAUUCCUGUUGACACACAGUAUGCUGAGAUCCCCGUUGCUGCCAUAAGUUCAAACUACCAACACAAGGGGAUUGGCCGCCUUCUCUACACAGAGCUGAAAAGGAGACUUCAGAGUGUUGGUGUACGUACAAUAUUUUGUUGGGCAGACAAAGAAUCUGAAGGCUUUUGGUUUAAACAGAGUUUUGUAUCAGUAGCAGAAGUGGAUACCAAGGGUAAAGUUCGCAAGGUUCCAAUUAGAGCUGAUAUUCGGAGAGCAUUAUGCUUUCCUGGUGGCUCCAUCCUUAUGGUUUCUCAUAUUAAUAAGGAUAUCAAUCUUCCUGCUAAUCAUUCAAAACAGUUUGAAUUGGGCUUUCCAUUAAAGCCUCAUGCUCCAUCAACAUCAUCUUUUCCUGUUGAAAUGCAAGAACCGGUGGGUAUAGGGGAAUUGUCUAAUCCUAUGACAAAUAAUUGUUUGGAGGAAGCAGCAGCACUAAAUCAAAUUGGUCCCCAAACCAAAAGUCAGUGUCAGGUCUUGGGGAAUGGUGGAUGUUUAGUGGAUGGUUCUUCUUCUAGUGAUUUUGUAAAGAAUUGCAUGGAUGUGGUUCUGUGGGAUGAUUGCAAGAACACCACCAUUGCUCCAGAAGCAGCUGAAACUGGAGAUGGUACUGAUGUAAAGUAUUGUUCUUGUUCUAGACAAGGUGCAAAGAAACGGGUGUGGGAAGCAUCCUUGUCCUCUUUGAAAUCAAAAAAAGUAAAGGGUGGUCAUCAUAUUGGCUGUCAUUUGGAUUCUAAUUGGGAACUUGUUUCUGAAAAUGGACGAGGAAAUGAUUCUUCUGUUGGUGGUUACUCCUUGGGUACUUCUGUAGAUAAAACUCUUGUGGAAGUUAAUCACAAAGAUGCUCUGAAUUGUAGUUCUUUGGCAUCCCAUGUUGAAGAAAGUCCACUUCAUAUCAUGCCAAAUGAAUAUAAUACAAGUGAGAAACAUCAGUCAAAAGGGGAAUGCCAUAGAAUUAUGCUAAUGAAUAUAGCAGAUGAGGUUAAGAAAAUGCAUCUUACAAAGAUUAUUGAAGGCCUUGGUGGUGUUGUUACAUCUGAUGGGAGAGUGAGCACUCAUGUUGUCACAGGAAAAGCAAGAAGGACUCUGAAUUUUUGCACUGCCUUGUGUUCAGGAGCUUGGAUAGUCUCAUCAAGUUGGUUAAAAGCAAGCUUCAAGGAAGGCAGAUUUGUGGAUGAAUUACCAUUCAUUCUAAAAGAUGAAGAAUAUGAAUUGAGAUACAGAAUGGAAUUGAAGGAUGCUGUUCAUAAGGGAAAAACAAGUCGCCAAUCUUUGCUUAAAGGAUACGACAUCUAUCUUGCUAAACAUGUUCAGCCUCCUGUUGAUGUCCUUUCAAUCAUUAUUGAGACUGCUGGUGGAAAUGUUCUUUGUGGAUUGGAUAAAGUUAACGAGCCAUCAAGAACAAUCUUUGUUGCAAGUGAAGAAGACAUGGAUGAGGUACUUUUGGCUUCAAAGAGAGGGAUAUGGAUUUUCAAUAGCGACUGGUUUAUGAAUUGUGUCAUGACACAGGAGCUUGAUUUGGAGGCAGCUCAGUUUGCAGAACCUCUCUAGUGCACUCCAAGCUUCUCAAACAUGUAGAUAUGUCUAUUCAUGAUUCUUGUGAAUGGGAGCAAAGUUUCUAUAUAUGCUAUAUAUUUUAAUGCCGCAUUUUGGUCCAAAAUUGUCAAACAAGGGUAUCUGGUUUGUUACCAUAUUUACAGCAUAGAGGAAGUCGGCAAAUGUUGAUUUUGCUAUUGGCUGAUUGUCCAA